UAUGACGAACCAGUCACGUGACCAACUGUGUGAAAGAAUCAGCUGCAUGUCAGAGAUGGCGACGAGGAGUGACAGAAAGCGUAAGGCGGUUGAGAAACCGGCACACGAGAGCACCACAUUUUAUCAUUGGGCUGUAAUUCUUUUGGGUAUCGGUUUCGGUUAUUUACAUCGGUGGCAUGUAUCCACGCUCUUCGAAAAUGACCGGCACUUCUCUCAUCUCUCGGAAAUCGAGCGAGAAAUGUCCUUCAGGACCGAGAUGGGAAUGUAUUAUUCGUAUUACAAAACUAUUGCUGAAUCGAAAGACUUUUUCGACGGCAUGGAUAAGCUCAGUUACGACAAUCUGUCGGAGUAUGGCAAUAUUAUCGAUGCUACCAGAAAGUACAGUCUUUUACCUGAGAUUGUAACGGGUUUCCUGUAUCAUGUUGCAAGAAAUCUUGGAUUGAUAUCGCAGGAAGAACAGUGCUGGCAGAUAGAAAGAGGAGACGGUUUACCACCUGUGACUAGCUGUGAAGGUUUGGGUGUACCUGUGUACUUCUAUUUAGAGAUGGUUUGGUCUUCCACAAUUUUUACAGCUAUAAUACUCUUUUACUAUGCAACGUAUUUGAGUAAUUCCAUUUACGGUGGUGUUCUAACAAUAUUAUUCUUCUUAUUUAAUCAUAAUGAAUGCACACGUGUUCAAUGGACACCACCGUUGCGAGAAAGCUUUGCGUACCCUAUGCUACUGUUUCAAAUGUACAGUGUUACUAUGGCUAUAAGAAAAUGCACGAAGCAUGAUUCGGAGAAAGAGCCUGUUCUGUUAAAAAACAAGACUAAACAGAGAUUAUUUAUGAAUAUAUUUGGCUCAACGAUCUGCAGUCUGUGUACCUGGCAGUUUUCACAUUUUGUUUUCACCACGCAAGUUGUAGCAAUUCUUAUACUGAAGUGGCUGAAAAUUAUUCCAUACGAUUUCUACAAAAAUUUCUGUAUGGUUCACAUAUUAGCUGUGAUGGCGACGACAAAACUAACAAACAGCACUCUUAUAAUUUGUUCAUUCUACACGUGCCUCAUGUUCAGCAGCAACGUGGUCAGUUUCAUAAUCAAAUUAUUGCAAUUUCACAACCUCAAACGAGAAAUUAUUCUCGAAAUCGCCAUAACAAUCAUUUUCACAAAGUGGAUAAAGUCCUAUAUUUUAUAUUCUGAAGACGAUGCCCACGUAUUUAAUAUAUUGAAGUCUAAAUUGACAGACUACAGGGAUUUUCACACUAUGCUUUAUACGUGCUCGGCGGAAUUCGGCUUUCUGCAAUACAAAACUUAUGAAGCAAUCAUUAAGACUUUAUUGCUGCCAACGGCAAUACUUGCUGGAAUGCUCGCGUUGUAUUACUGGUAUAGAAAUUUUAAGAUGAACGAUUAUCCGCUUUGCAUAGAACCCGACGUGGCGUAUAAUGGUUUGCAAACCGGCGCUUUCAUCAUCAUGGCCGUUUUUAUUAUGAGACUAAAGUUAUUCAUGACGCCGCAUCUCUGCAUAAUAGCUAGCAUCGUGUGUAGCAAACGAUAUCUCGAAAAAAUUGGCUUGAAAAGUGAACUCAUGCGGCUUGCCGUUGUGAUUCUUGUACUGGGUGGCAUGUCGUACCAUGGCGUCGACAGAUUCCAAGAGGAACGCAGUUUUAUAGGCGAAUACAGUAACAUCGAGCAAGAAGAGCUGUUUGAAUGGAUAAAAAGUAAUACACCGAAAAAUGCUGUAUUUGCGGGGAAGAUGGCGUUAAUGGCAAACCUAAUGUUGUCGACGAGGAGGCCGAUUGUUAAUAAUCCUUACUAUGAAAGCAAAGAGAUGAGGGAUAGAACUAUGAAGGUUUAUGAGGUUUACAGUCGAAAGGAUGCUUCCUCCGUAUAUGCCUCCUUGAGAAACAUGAAAGUUAGUUACAUCGUGUUAGAGGAACCACUGUGCCUUGGAUUUGCAAACUUGCCACGAGGAUGUCAAAUGAUUGAUUUGUGGGACAUGGUCGACAAUGGAACAGCGAAAGCCACGAACAAGCCGCCUCUGUGUCCUCUGCUAUUCAGAGGAAAUGCGUAUCCGUUCAGACGAGCGUUCGUUAACAGCAACUAUGUCGUGUUGCAACUGGAUUAUUCUCAUUACGUAGAGUUUAAGCCAAAGACUUCCACACCAUUGCAUUAUCAGUUCUAGAGUACAUUUCCAAGUAAGAGGAGGACCCUCGAACAAUACGGAAUACCUCGUGAGACUGUAAGAGCCUAUUUUUCUUAAAAUCGAAAAAGUAUUAUCUAUAUAUUUGAAAAAAAAAAUAUAUUUUUAAUAUAUUGAGAGAUUCGCACAGACAAGUUAAAUGUUAAAACCGCGAAUUCUCGAAAAUCUAUCCAGUUUAGACUCAUGUGUCAUCUGUGAAGGGGCAUUAACAUAUUUUAAGAUGCGCACAAUGUUCCUAAUAUUUUGCAAUAGAAAUUAUUUACUGUUUCAUUCGAAAAGAAUCUUCGACAUUUUCGUUUUGCUAUACUUGUUUCUUAAAGUGCAGCUCAUAUACAUUGCAAGUGUAAACAGAAUGCAAUGCAAGAUAUAUACGAAUAUAAUUUGCAAACUUCCGUAAUGAAAAACGAUAGGCAAUUGUUAGUCGACCAGUAACAAUGCACAAAAAGAAAUAAUGCCUCAUUUCACAAUGUGAUAUACACACUUGUGAUAAUUUUACUUAAUAUUUUUACGCAUCGAAAUGCCCAGUUUUUGGUGACGCAAAUAAUUUUGAACGUAUAAGCGUUACAUUUAAUCGAGCAUUGUGUUCACUCACCCUAUCGCAAACACAAGACAUGUGUGCCAACAUCAAUCAUCACCUAUUUAUAUUUAUAUAACUAUCGCAAGUCAAUUCCUUCGCUUUAAAUGAAUUUCUCAUUACUUUUCCAUUGAUGAGCAUUUCACAGCACGCAUAUUGGACAAUAAUUCUCUACUCUUUGACGUCGAUCAAAUGUGCUCAUUAAGACAUUACACAUUAUUUAAUCGCACUGUGACCAUAAAUGUUAUGUAUUAUAAAUUUAAUGAAAAGAUAUAAAUAAGAGAUUAUAUAUAAAUUG
Molecule: messenger RNA, 3051 nt
Organism: Linepithema humile (Argentine ant)
Lineage: Eukaryota; Metazoa; Arthropoda; Insecta; Hymenoptera; Formicidae
Product: C-mannosyltransferase dpy-19
Cellular component (GO): nuclear inner membrane
Molecular function (GO): mannosyltransferase activity
Source: RefSeq, a predicted model, not a curated record